AUGAUCAUGAGUCUUCUCCAGCCCGCUGUGAACCCCGCGCAGUCCCGCUCGUAUGAGGAACUCAGCCGUCCUUUCUUUGCAGUACACAGCUAUCCGGGGUUGGGCCUGGCUCUGCAAGCCCUAGGCGCGCUCUCGCUCGCCUCCUGUCUCUCCUCCGUCCUCUCCUUUGUCUUCCGGACCUUCUUGCGCGGAGGCAUCGGCCUCAAGAAGUUCGGAGCAGGCACUGGAGCCUGGGCCGUCAUAACAGGGGCCUCGGACGGCAUCGGACGCGAGUUUGCGCUGCAGCUCGCUGACAAGGGCUUCAACGUCCUCAUCGCAGCCCGCAACGCGGACAAGCUCGCGGCAGUCGCGCGCGAAAUCGAGCAGAAGACUAAUAACAAAGCCCAGGUGGAAUGCUUCACGAUUGACUUUGCCAGCGCGCCCGAUGCGAGGUAUGAGGCUCUUCGCGAGUCCGCGCAGGCCAAGGACGUUGGCGUUCUCGUGAACAAUGUUGGCAAAUCGCACGAGAUGCCGACUGAUUUCGUCGAGACGCCCGCAGACGAAAUGCACGAUAUCCUCGCUAUCAACGUCCAAGCUACCGUACGCGUAACGGCGCUCAUCGCUCCCGGCAUGGUCUCGCGCCACCGCGGUCUCAUCCUCAACCUCGGCUCCUUCGCCGGCUCCGCCCCCUCACCAAUGCUAGCGACCUACUCCGCCUCCAAAGCCUUCCUCCGCACCUUCUCCGACGCGCUCGCCGCCGAGCUCGGUCCGAAAGGCGUAAUCGUCGAGCACGCCAACACCUACUUCGUCGUCUCGGCCAUGAGCAAGAUCCGCAAGUCGAGCGCCAUGAUCCCGACGCCGCGCGCGUACGUCCGCUCCGUGCUGAGCAGCGUCUCGCCGGGGAGCAAGGCGCCGUACUGGAGCCACGCGGUUAUCGCUGCUGUUAUGAACUCUGUGCCGGAGUGGGUCGUGGUGAAGUAUAUGCAUGGGCUGCACAAGGAUAUCCGGAAGCGCGCGUUGAGGAAGAAGGAGCGCGAGGCGAAAAAGCAGUAG
Peniophora sp. CBMAI 1063 is the source of this 1032-nucleotide messenger RNA. NCBI's taxonomy places the organism in Eukaryota, Fungi, Basidiomycota, Agaricomycetes, Russulales, Peniophoraceae. The record is from the annotation of a GenBank genome assembly.